Miscanthus lutarioriparius is the source of this 1125-nucleotide messenger RNA. The record is from the annotation of a GenBank genome assembly. NCBI's taxonomy places the organism in Eukaryota, Viridiplantae, Streptophyta, Magnoliopsida, Poales, Poaceae.
AUGGCCGCGGAGAGCUGCCACCCGCGCGGCCUGUCGUGGUUCGCCAGAUCCUGCAUCCCCGCCGACCCCGCCCGCCACACCGCCGUCCCGGUCCCCAUCCCCGCCUCGGCCCCCGACGCCGAUGUUCCCGACCCCGAGACGGAGCCCCCCAUCGCGGCGCUCCCCGACGAGCUCCUGCUCGAGAUCCUCGCCCGCGUGCCCCGCGCCUCGCUCCCGCCGCUCCCCGCCGUGUGCCGCCGCAUCGCCUCCCUCCUCGCGUCCCAGGCAUUCCUCCACCUCCGCCGCGCGCGCGGCCGCCUCCGCCCCUGCCUCCUCGCCGUCUCCUCGUCCUCCCGCGCGCUGCUCCUCCAGCUCCACGCCUCCCCCUCCUCCUGCUCGCUCGACAUCGCUGCGCUUCCCCUUCUCCUGCGGUGGGGCGACACCAAGUUCGCGGCGGCCGCCGUGGGCGCACGGAUCUACGUCGCGGGCGGGUCCGCGCGCACCGCCGCGGUCGAGGAGUACGACCCGGCCGCCGACGCGUGGCGCGUCGUCGCGGAGGCACCCCGCCGGAGGUACGGCUGCGCGGGCGCCGGCGCCGGCGGCGUGUUCUACGUCGCCGGAGGUGUCGCCGUGGGAGGACGAGGGGCGUCGGCGGCGCUGGUGGAGGCGCACGCGUGGGCUGGGUCGGUGGACGCGCUGCACGUGGCGUCGGGCGCCUGGGCGUGGGCGCGCCCGCGGGCCGUGCCCGGCGGCGGCUGCGUCGUGGGCGCGUGCGGCGCCGGGGACGGACACCUCUACGUGGUGGCCAGCCACGCGGUCGACCUCUCCUUCUGGCGGUGGCACGGCGGCGGCGGCAGGGGAUCCGGCGGCGGCGGGUGGGUGGCGCUCGAGGCGCCGCCCGUGCCCCGCGGCGCCGUGGGGCUGGGCGUGGCGGUGCGCGUGGCCAUGGCCGGCGUGGGCGCCGACCGCGUGGCGGCGGUCGUCAACGUGGCCGCCGUCAGGGGCCACGCCGCCGCCGCCGCGGCCUCGGGCGGCGCCGUGGAAGGGCUGGUGCUGGUGUACGACAUCGGCGGUGGCAGGUGGAGCCGCGCGCCCGACCUGCCGCCCGGGUUCCGGCGCGCCGCGUGCGCCGCCGUCGAGUGCUGA